Molecule: messenger RNA, 3166 nt
Organism: Polistes dominula (European paper wasp)
Lineage: Eukaryota; Metazoa; Arthropoda; Insecta; Hymenoptera; Vespidae
Gene: Crtc
Product: CREB-regulated transcription coactivator
Biological process (GO): positive regulation of transcription by RNA polymerase II; protein homotetramerization
Cellular component (GO): cytoplasm; nucleus
Molecular function (GO): cAMP response element binding protein binding
Source: RefSeq, a predicted model, not a curated record
CGCAUAAUCUAGUAGUAGUCCGUCGUCAGUGGUGUCGAGAAGUCAGAUAGUUAGUAAGUCAGUCAGUAAGUUUUUUCAACAGACAGACCGACAGAUAGACAGUGGUCAGUGGUCAGUGGUCAGUUAGUGAAUCAAUUUCAGUCAGUCAGUUAGAAUCGUUGAAAGUAUUAGAAAAGUGAACGAACGAGAAACGAACUACAAACGAAUAGUAGUGGUAGUAUCUAAAUAAUCGGAGUGUUGAGUCGAGUCGAGUGUAACCGAGUCUAGUCGAACCUAACCGAACAACUUAGUAAGCAAGUAGCAAACAAGUAAGAAAGAAUACAAGCAAGUGAGCAAGCGAAUAAACGAACGAUUACGAGAGAAAAAGAAAGAGAAAGAAAACGAGCUAACGAACUCGUUCAUUGUAUUUAGUGUACCGCAUAUUAUUCUACGACGAUAACGUGUGUGCGUGCAUGAAUUCGCGUGAAUUACCCGCGUGAGAGAGUAAGUGAGCAAGUUAGAGCAAAUAAAUGAGUGUGAGUGAGUGAUUGAGUGAAUGUGUGUUGUUGCAUGUUAUGCAUGUAUAUGCAUGUAAUAAGUAAAUAUACACACACAUAUAUAUACAUAAAAAAAAAAACAAAGUUAGUGGUUCUAAUCGUGUGUCGAUGAAAAGUGAGUGAUAGAGCGGGAGAGAGAGAGAGAGGGAGAGAAAGAAGGAAAGAAAGAAAGGCAUAAAGUAUCAGUUGGGAGGGAAAUUGGGGGUUAGGGUAGAUAUCGAAGGGUAGGGAUUAGGGAUAGAAAGGGAAAAAACGCGCAGAGGAAACGCGCACGUCGUUCUCGCGUUCACCACUACUACUACACUACCUUGGAUUGUAUAGUUGAAUAAGUGUUUGGUGUAUGUGUGUGUAUGUGUCUCUUUCUUUCUCUUUCUCUUUCUCUCUCUCUAUUCGUUAGUGUGCGUUGGUCGUCUAUUAGGAAGUUUUUAAGUGUAUGUGUAGUUGAAUUGGAAAAGUCCAGUGGCGGCCACAAAGAGUGAGAGAGGAGCCAUCAUGGCGAAUCCACGGAAAUUCAGUGAAAAGAUUGCCUUGCUCAACCAGAAGGAGGCGCAGGAGACGGCAGCUUUUGAAGCAAUCAUGCGAGAAGUAUCGGACGUUACGAGCAGAGUCGCGUCAGCAAGCAGCUCGGUGGGUGCGAGUCCUACGGGAUCUGGUGUCCCGGAUGCCCCGCUCUCCGUCAAAAGUGCCGGUGCGAGUCCUCCGCAAUCAAGUGGCAAACAUCUUCACAUUAACCUGGGCAAUCAAUUCCGAGCAGGAGGUUCCUUGCCUAACGUUAACAACAAUGCUAACUGUGCCAACGACACGAAGGAUCAUCAUCCUUCGCAACACACCGGUGCCGUUCAUUCGAUCGAUCUUAAGACGGCGUUAAGCAAUUUGGAAGAUAUGCAACAUUCGAUGGUAUAUCGAAGUAAUGAAAGAGGUAGGCAUAUGGGGGUUGGUCCUGUACGUUCACGUCCCAUGGAAAAAAGACACGACACAUCACCAUACAGUGGUGUUUCUUAUCUUUCACCAUCGUUACCAAACGAAUGGCGAAGGACCAAUUCGGAUUCAGCAUUGCAUCAAAGUGCUAAUGAAGCUUGCCAAUCAACGACGACUAUGCCUCAUCGAAGAGAUCAGCACAAUAUGAACAGCGGUAGUAAUGAUAAUAGAGAAACGUAUCAUGGUUCAAUCGAAAGACCAAGGUCGUCAUGCGAGAUGCCACGAGUACCUGGAAUCAACAUAUGUUUGAGUUCACAACCACCUGGACAACAAAUUCCUAUAGGAAAUAAUACAGGAUCGUUGCCAGAUUUGAGCAAUGUCCAUUUUCCAACACCCCUUCACACCCCUCUAGACCAAGAGGAUCACACCAGUAGUACACCCUUCAGCAACAGUCCUCAAACGAGCAGUCCUACAAACCUGUCGCCGACCAGCUUAUGCCAAGCUGGUAGGCUAUCCCUUUCACAGGAUCACAAUCCGUCAAGUGCCCAAGUAAAUAUCCUAUUGCCAACAACAACAAAAAUAAACCCCCAGGGUGUGGCGCUGGAAAACAGCACAAGUACUUCGCAACAGGAUCUUCAGAAUUAUUCUCAACAACAACAACAGCAACAACAACAACAACAACAACAACAAACGGCACCUCAACCACCACCAUCGAUAUCUCACAAUCCGGCUGCUGGUCAUUAUAUUUAUCAACAACAACCACAUAGUCCUGUGCCACCACAAAGCCCGAAAACGUCACAAUCUCAGCAAUCUCAACAACAUCAGCAUCAGCAACAACAACAUCAACAACAACAACAACAACAACAUCAGCAACAUCAACAACAAUCUCAAUUAAAUUCCUUGGGUUCCUAUAGAACUUCGCAACCUGUUAACAGGCCAUCACCACAAUCGUCACCUAGUUUAACUGUACAGGGGAGUCCAUUAAGUUAUAGCAAUAAUCCAUCAGCUCCGCCAAGUCCAACAGGACAUCCUGGUCCACCGACCCUAACCUCGGAUGGAAUAGAUCAAAACAGUUACGUCAUCAACCAAGCACAAGCUGCUGCACUUCAACAAGACUUUGAACAAUUCACGAUGGAUUGGCCGAAAUUCGCACAGCAGCUCAUGGAACUUGGUUGCACCUGGACAACGCAGAUUGAGAUGGACACACCUGUCUCUGCUAACACGAUUGGAAGUUACAUUAGUUCGCCUAAUCACACGACGAGUUAUUCACAGAACGACAUGAUUAACGUCGGCGGUGAUUUAGGCAGCGGAGAUGGUGGAUAUUAUAGCCCGAAUCCCCAAGUGGGUUAUCAACCAACGAACACGUCAUCUACGACGGCACAACAAUUGACUCCACAAACGCCAAAUACACCUACGAUCAUACUCACAGAUUUUUCUGGAGCGGAUGACCUGACCAAUCCAGAAUUUGUGAAAGAUCUAGGAACGGCAAUGAUGAGCGAUUUCGAUCCAGAACUAUUUCCAACGGACGAUGCCCUUAGACAGGGCUUGGGUCAAAUCGACGUUGAUGGUUUACAAAUGCUCACAGACCCAACCGUGGUGAUAUCUGAUCCCAGUGCAGAAGCACACUUUAGGUUAGAUCGGCUCUAAAAAGCUCAAACCAAGUCUCAGAGAUAUUUCAAAAAUAAAUUUAAAAAAAAAAAAAUAACAGAAAA